Oryzias latipes (Japanese medaka) is the source of this 1382-nucleotide messenger RNA. The record is from RefSeq and is a predicted model, not a curated record. NCBI's taxonomy places the organism in Eukaryota, Metazoa, Chordata, Actinopteri, Beloniformes, Adrianichthyidae.
GAGACUUCAGGGAAAUCCAGACAGCUCUACAAAAUAGCAAAGGCACAACGUGGCGCAGUCAAGGAAUGCGGACACCGCCUGCAAUUCUAAAAUUCUACCUCAGAUUGGGAAUCGUCAUGAAUACUAGGACAGGAAACACAAACUGCCUCUGGAAGAGAGAUUUUGUCCUUCUCAUCUUUACUGGGCUCAUGGUCUUGCUCAUCUACAGCCUGACCACAGAAAAAAUUAGAACAGAAAGGAUUUUAGUCUCAAAGCUUCAAGAAAAACCCGUCCUUUGCCCAGUAGCAAUCUCAGAGGAGAGCAUCACUCCACUCAAAAAUACCAAACACUACCUGGUGUCAGCCUUCAUGGACCAGAGAGUGAAGGGUUUCGACAUACGCAUCAUUGGCAUUUUCAAGAGAGACUCCAUAAAUCCUCUUCACUGCUCUUUCUGCUGUGGUGGUGUGUGUAACAAAACCUCCCCAGCCACCAUUCUCCCACACAGUGAUCACUUUGGUUUUCCUUACACUGCCACAGAUGUCCUGUGUCAGAUCCCCAAAAACUGCGAUCCUUCUUCUGUCACUGUUCUGACUCAGCCGUCAUCGAAUGCGUCUGACCAUGUAUUCAUUCCUAUAAGAAACAAAAAAGAGGAAAUAAGGUUCAACUUCACCGUCUGUAUCUCCAGCCUGUUUGGAGAUUACAACAACGUGCUUCAGUUUGCACAGACUCUGGAAAUGUACAAGUUGCUUGGUGUGAACAGAGUGGUGAUCUACAACACCAGCUGUGGUCCAGAACUGGAACGUCUUUUACAAAGUUACAGACAGGAGGGUUUUGUUGAAAUGGUUCCAUGGCCCAUAGACAGGUUUCUGAAUCCAUCUAGGGGUUGGCUUUUCUCAAAACAUGGAGGAGACUUGCAUUACUUUGGACAGAUCGUGACCCUUAAUGAAUGCAUGUAUCGGUCCAUGGAGCGUUCACGCUAUGUCCUGCUGAAUGACAUAGAUGAGAUCAUAAUGCCAUAUAAACACGAAAACCUGGUGUCUCUGAUGAACUCGCUGGAACCACAACAUUCAAAUGUUGGAGAGUUCCUCAUUGAGAACCAUAUCUUUCCCAAAAAGCACUUUGAACCAAGUGGGAGGUUUCAUCUUCCCCAGUGGGAGAAGGUUCCAGGAAUCAACAUUCUGGAGCACAUCUACAGAGAAGACCCAGAAAGAGGGGUUUACCAUCCACAUAAGAUGAUAGUAAAACCAAAGUUGAUAGAGCAGACCUCAGUGCAUGAAGUCCUUAGGAAGUUUGGAGAACGUUACAAAGUUCCACUGGAGGUCUGUCGCAUUAUUCACGUUUGUGUAUCUAUGCGUGGAUAUUUGAAGUUGGAGGAGCUUAAUGAAGACAAACGACUUUGGGAC